Messenger RNA from Panicum hallii, 2345 nucleotides. RefSeq lists its product as uncharacterized. The transcript has 11 exons. Bases 358 to 2022 code for a protein of 554 amino acids. Gene Ontology annotation, biological process: positive regulation of protein catabolic process; protein ubiquitination. Lineage: Eukaryota; Viridiplantae; Streptophyta; Magnoliopsida; Poales; Poaceae. The record is from RefSeq and is a predicted model, not a curated record. Gene Ontology annotation, molecular function: protein binding.
CGCGGGCUCGAGUCUUGUCCUCUUGUAAUCUUGUGCUCACGUGCCCCGUCGAGGACGGUGCUCCUUCACGUAGGGGGAGGAAGAGGAGCAGAGAAAUAUCUUCUUCCCUUCUCCUUUCCUCUUCCCCGUAUCCUCCCCACUCCACCGUCUCCUCGAAUAUCCCGGCGCCAAGAGCUUCUUCGAUCUCUCUCUAGACAUCUAUCUUUGCCUCUUUCUCCUCUCUUCUAUCGUCGCCAUCCACGGCAGUCCGGAUUUAGGUCAUCUCUCAGAUCUACUGCUUUGUUGCUUCUAGAUCUUCGUUGCAGCCCGUGGUGACCGGUCGCUAGCUACCUCACCGUUGGAUUCCAGGCUGCAGAAAUGGAGACAACGCACACGGAGGAAGUGAAGGUGGCUUCUAAUAAAGUUGUAGUUUAUGGACCAGACAUGGAUGAGUGGGACCCAUGGAAUCCUCCCUAUCCUCAAUACUGUCUUUCUCAUCCUGAUCUUGGCUCCAAGUCCCAUCCCCAGUUGAUUGAUGAGUACUAUGAUCAAAUAAAGGAAAUUAUUGCUACAUCAAGAAGAACCAACAUAAUCAUUCCGGACCGUACUCCUCAGGAAGUGGAUGAUGCCUUCUAUGGUAUAGUUCCCCGCUUGUUGCCCAUACUGGAAAAGGAUAGUGCGCGGCGCUUCCUUCGCUUAUUCCGUCAAGCGGGGGGCAGCAUGAAAUGGGGUUUUAUCAUCACCCCAGUGACCUUCACUCAGAUGGUCAAGCAAAAUGCUUUGCAAUGUGCUAAAGUUGCCUUGGAUGGCAAGGCACCUGAGCUUUUUGGGUUCCGUGCCAACCCCAACUGCAUGAACCGUUAUGGAUAUUUCCCCCUCCACCAAGCUGCUGAAAUAUUUUCUGUCGACAUGGUAAAGUUGCUCUUCAGUUAUGGUGCAUCAGCAAAUGUACGCACUGCAGGAGCUGAAGUCAUUGGGGACCUACUUCCACUCCAUGUUGCGGUUGAGAACACUUGCCUGCAUAAGUAUCUGGAGGAAAAUGCAUUUCCGAACCAUGAGGAUCUGGAGGAUAGUCAGGCAACUCUAAACUAUAUCUGCAAGCUUAUCCAUCUGCUGUGCCUACCUGAGAUGAAAAUCUUCUUGGAUACGACUAGACUGCUUGCAGAAAAUACUAAUAAUGUUGUUGAUGAGCUCUGGAAUUACAUAAAGGAUGGAAAACUUGUUCAGACUGCAGUUUUGCUCUUGGCAGCUCAGGAACAUAUCCGCGGGGGACCAUCCUGCAAGGAAAAUGGCAACAGCAAGCCAGAUGGGUUUUCCAUUAAGUCAUCAUGGAAGAAAAAAGGCAAUACCAAGCCAGAUGGGUUUUCUAUUAUCAUAAACCGUAUUAUGACCCACAAAAUUAACUUGGCGGUGCAGACAGGUCAAAACAGAAAGACAAAUAAGGAGCUUGAUAUCGAGAAAAAGCUUACUUGUGCUGCAUUACUGCUUGUUCGUGCAGUUAUCAAAGCUGGUGAAGUCCUUGAUGCAUAUAUCCGAUCACAUCCAGAGGUGCCCCAUAACAUGCAGGUAUCCCAUGACGAGGUACACGAACGUGUCUCAUCUAUUCUCAAAGAUAGUGGUUUUUGUCCGCCUAGAGCAAGCAUCAACAUUGGAGACCUCUGCCCCUAUGAGAAUGUAUUGUCCAAAAAAGAGUCACCUAAUAACCAUGGGGAUAUGAUUACAGUCAAGGAAGGUUGUCAACCUUCAGCAAUAAAGGUGGUGAGAAACAGGACACCUAGAGGAUGGGAACUCAAAUACAUACGGAAAAGUUUUUUCCCAUGUUGGAGAUCAGUUCUGAAAGCCAGGACAGCUUGUAAGGUUGUCCGAUUAGAGGACAUGCACGAUUUUGAAAAGUUUUGGGAUAAAUCAGGCCUUCGACCUUCACCAAUUCUGGAUCCCAAACUUGUUCUGCUGGGAAGGGCUCACCAAUUUAGUAAACAUCAAACCAAAAGGAUGUUUUGUAGUGCUGCAUUGCCACUGCUGAAGCUGUUCAGAAAUGCAUGAGUGGAUGGUUCCUGUAGGUUAUCUCGGACUCGUAAGAUUUGCUUUUGUUGCAGCCUUGCGGGUGACUAGGAAUGAUCAAGUUACAUUACUAGGCUUGUCUGGGCUGCUAAUUCUUUUGCUUACUAUUCAUGGAGUUGCCUUACUUAGCGUCAUGGACUGAUCUGUUAAAUAUGUAACGGCCUGGUUGAAUUUGUACGGCUGUUAUGCAACUAUUACUACUUUAGUAUCAUUUGAACAGUGAUCUGAACGAAACAUGCAGAGACCGUUAACGGUAUGAAUGUUUGAUAAUCAGUUGCUGAAUGCAAGCUACAAUUUGCGUAACA